This is a messenger RNA of Hyposmocoma kahamanoa, 1563 nucleotides long. RefSeq lists its product as uncharacterized. The record is from RefSeq and is a predicted model, not a curated record. Gene Ontology annotation, biological process: phospholipid metabolic process; arachidonate secretion. NCBI's taxonomy places the organism in Eukaryota, Metazoa, Arthropoda, Insecta, Lepidoptera, Cosmopterigidae. The coding region runs from base 132 to 1520 and encodes 462 amino acids. The transcript has 8 exons. Gene Ontology annotation, molecular function: A2-type glycerophospholipase activity.
CGGCCGGUGAAAGAUGUUGCGAAUUCUUGUUUUUUUUUUGCAUUACAGUGUGUGACUUUGUGCUUAUGAAUUAAAAAUGAGAUUGGAUUUCGCACAUUCAGAUCAUUAGCAAUUUUUCCAAAGAUACCAAAAUGGAGAUAAAAUCGCCAAAAAUAAAGAAAAAAUCGAGCAUGUCCCGACUUGUUAGCUGGAGUAAAAUGUUCCGGACACCGAUUUUGGUAGUGUUCCUCCUCGGCACGUCCACUUGUGACACAGAAACGGACAUUGUCGACCAUGCCAACAUCGUCGAACAUGACACGAACAUUGCAAAUAAAAACUAUAAUUCAAUAAACAAAAACGUGUUAAGUGAUAUGAGAUAUUUGAGACGUAACUUGAAUAAGCAAGUGGUGAAUUUCAUAAUGACCGACGUUCUUCAAGAUGGUGAAGUGGAGAAUCGGAUACAUUUCAACGGGAUAACAGCUAAGGAGACCUAUGUUGGCUCUGAUAGAAGCGGUAUAAAACUUCGUCAACUCACCGACGGCCGCCAUCUUGUGCAAGUCAUUUACGCACAAAAUGGCGACAUACAAGACUGUGAAUUCAUCCCGCACGGCAAAACAACAAAAAACUUUUUGAAAACGUUAAGAAAAGAAUUAAAACUGGCGUUGGAUGAACAAUUGUAUAAAUUGACGGAUGAAGACAAGAUUUCCAAAGAGGAAGAAAAGUUCAUCCACCAUUUUGGAAAUGUGACAUUUCGAAUUUUGAAAAGUAGUGACGAGAUGCCAACCGAUGUGGCUGGCUGGUUGGAUUAUGACAAAUUGAAAAUGGAAUGCCUACAAAGGCAUGAGGAGUUAAAAUAUAUGGUUGAGCAUAAAAAUAGGGUUGGAGAAAGCUCUUUGGCAAGGUCUCAACGCUCAUUGAGAGAAAAUUUCAUAGUACCUGGAACCAAAUGGUGCGGAGCUGGACAACUGGCUGAGGAAUACAACGAACUCGGAUCAGAUGUGAGAGAAGACAGAUGCUGUCGUAGUCACGACAACUGCAGAGUUAAUAUUGGCGCGUUCAAACGUCGAUUUGGAUAUUUCAACUAUAGGCCGUUUACAGUUUCCCACUGCCGCUGUGAUAGGAGACCGAAACGAGACGCAAUGGAACUCCUCAGAGUGCCAGGAACAAAAUGGUGCGGCAAGGGAUUUUCAGCUACAAGAUAUUCUCAAUUAGGUGGUUAUACGAAAACAGAUAGAUGCUGCAGGGUGCACGAUUUAAGAUGUCCUUUCUGGAUAGGCGGAAUGGAGAAGAAGUACGGCCUUUUCAACUGGAGGGUUAAUACACUAAUGCAUUGCCGCUGCGACGAAAGGUUCCGUGCGUGCUUGAAGCUAGCUGAUACGUCAGUGUCCAACAUGGUGGGCAAGGUGUUCUUCAACGUCGUACAAACCAAGUGCUUCGUGCUCAAGCCGGUCAAGAUGUGCACACAACGAAGCUGGUGGGGUAAAUGCCUUCGACGAGGAUACAUGAAGCAAGCAUUCUUAAGAGACAACCUGCCAUACUAAUGAAAAGAAAAACAAAUACAAUUUAGUGAAACAAAACAUGAAC